Molecule: messenger RNA, 2295 nt
Organism: Toxotes jaculatrix (banded archerfish)
Lineage: Eukaryota; Metazoa; Chordata; Actinopteri; Toxotidae
Product: E3 ubiquitin-protein ligase CHIP-like
Exons: 8
Coding region: 239-1111 (290 amino acids)
Biological process (GO): proteasome-mediated ubiquitin-dependent protein catabolic process; protein quality control for misfolded or incompletely synthesized proteins; positive regulation of proteolysis
Cellular component (GO): cytoplasm; Z disc
Molecular function (GO): protein-folding chaperone binding; ubiquitin protein ligase activity
Source: RefSeq, a predicted model, not a curated record
UCGGCUGCACGUCUCCGGCAACCUGUGGCUAGGUAGUUAGCCGCCGAGCUAAUUUACCAGAAAACGGCCUGUGCUUUUUAAUAAACGUUAGCUUCGCAGGAUUCGGCGGCUCCUCGCGGUGAAGGUGUUCAUCAGGCAGCGGCUCCAGUUUCUGUCCCGCCUGUUGGAUCUGAGCGUCAGGAUAGGGAAGCAAAGUGAAGGGGCAGCUGCCGGCGGAGCAGCGAGCCAGGUGGACAAAAUGUCAGAGAGUCCAGAGAAAAGCGCCUCGGUGUCGGCUCAGGAGCUGAAGGAGCAGGGAAACCGCCUCUUUCUGAACCGCAAGUACCUGGAGGCUGCUUCCUGCUACAGCAAAGCCAUAAGCCACAGUCCCUCUGUCCCGGCGUACUACACUAACAGGGCACUGUGCUACGUGAAGCUGCAGCAGUACGACAAAGCUCUGGCAGACUGCAGACACGCUCUGGAGCUGGACAGCCAGUCGGUCAAAGCUCACUUCUUCAUGGGCCAGUGUCACCUGGAGAUGGAGAACUAUGACGAAGCCAUCGGCAACCUGCAGAAAGCUUAUAACCUGGCUAAAGAGCAGCGUUUGAACUUCGGUGAUGACAUCCCCAGCGCUCUGCGGAUAGCGAAGAAGAAACGCUGGAACAGCAUGGAGGAGAGGAGGAUCAACCAGGAGAGCGAGCUGCACGCCUACCUCACCAAACUCAUCCUCGCUGAGAAAAAGAGAGAACUGGACGGCUGCAGACAGAGACAAGAGGACAAGACUGAGGACAGCAGAAUUCAACACAAUCUCAACGAGAUCCACACGAAACACGACAAGUAUCUCUCAGACAUGGAGGAGCUGUUCUGUCAAGUAGAUGAGAAGAGGAAGAAGCGUGAGAUCCCAGACUUCCUGUGUGGAAAGAUCAGCUUUGAGCUGAUGAGAGAGCCCUGCAUCACUCCCAGCGGCGUCACUUACGACCGGAAAGACAUCGAGGAGCACCUGCAGCGAGUCGGACAUUUUGACCCGGUGACGCGCACCCCACUGACCCAAGACCAGCUCAUCCCCAACCUGGCCAUGAAGGAAGUAAUUGAUGCUUUUAUUUUGGAGAAUGGGUGGGUGGAGGACUACUGAGCAGUGAGGAGGAAGGGAUUUUACUUUGAGUUUCUGAAUCAAUCAGUGUGUUCGCUCAUGUGUUUGAGCCGUUGCUCCGUCUUUGGUUCGAUGUCCAGAACAAAUCACGUGACCUGACUCUCCUGCAGUUUGAUGAUCAGCUGCGUUUUAGCUUCAGUAACAGCUGGAAAUCACCAAACAGCCAUUUCAGUUUUACUGGUCCAUAUUUUCUGAAUAAUUUCUCAGAGUUACCUGAAUUUUCUACAUAUGGCACCUUAUUACCAAACAGUCACAGAAUGUUUUACAGGAAUGAGAAACAGGAGAAGGGAAAGAAGAUGAAAUGAGAGGAUCAUCAGCACGCGUGUACCUGUGAGGUAGUUUAAUGUUCUGUUACAUGAAUAUAUUUCAGCACAAAAUACCCCGUUACAAGUGAAACUCCCACGUUCAAAAUUUUACUUGAGUAAAAUUCCAGAUGUUUAAUCAGCAAAACGUUGAAUCACCCAUCCAGAGCCCGUUCAGGGUAAACUGGACCCAGUUACUCUCCACCAAUCAGAACAUGUUUCUGAUUCAUCGACGUCCAGCUGCAGCAGACGUCUGCUUUAAGAACAAAUCCCACUUCAGUUUCUAUGUGAAUUCAAAUAAUUUAUUGUUGCUGUGACUGAAAGUAGAUUGAGACAAAUCAGCACUUUGACUUCUUGGUAUUUUCGUGUAGUGAUUUGUUUUAAUGUCGUAUGAACAACACUGAAAAAGCAGCAAUCAAAUUUAAAGUGAAGAAUUUAAAUGUCAGCAUGUCUGUUCUUUAAUGUCACUCAGUUCAAUGAAUGAACGACAGGAAGUGAAACUCCAUGCGCGGCGCUCAGGCUUUGAACGGCCUGUUGGACGGAGCGUUGGUUUAAACCUCAGAUGAUUUCAAACGAGUCAGAGUUUCAGAAUUCAGGUUCAGAUUCAGACCAAUGAGAAACGUUCGGUGGAAACAUAACAAUAAUAUUUAAAAUAUUAAUUCUUCCUGUGACAAUUUGACGGAACUGAACCAGCAGCAAUAAUCCAGAACAGACACGUGCAGAGGGAUCCGAUCCAGAAAGACCAGAAGAUGCUCUGAAGGAGAAAUGUUGUGUUUGCUGGCAAACAGAGAGGAAACUGUGUGUGUGUGUGUGGGUGUGUGUGGGUGUGUGUGUGUGUGUGUGGGUGUGUGUGGGUGUGGGUGG